AUGAGUAUUCUUUCAAUAGUCUCAGCGGCAAGUUCGCUCAGCCUAGAGCCCAACUAUACUUCCCCUGCAGGGGUGGAGAUCUACAACCCCUCCCUCCUGUUCCCACCCACCGGGCCAUGGAGUUUGAUGUCAAAGGCAGGCAAUACGGUCUACGUCGCUGGCAUACGCGGCGUAUACCCGUCAAACAAUACACUUGCUCCGGUGGGUAUUGACCGAAUCCGCCAAGCUUACGCCAACAUGAUUCAACUUGCCGAGCUUGCUGGGACGGAUCGGUUUUCGGCAGUGCGUCUAGUCGUCUACACAACCGAUAUGUAUCGGUAUCGGCCGCUGUGCAAUCAGGUACAAACAGAGCUUUGGGGCAACGAUCCCAACCGAUAUCCUCCUAGAUCGAUCAUUGAAGUGCAGAGGCUCAAUGACGACGACAUUGUGGAAGUGGAAGGAACGUUCCUGGUCGCCUCUGACUCAAGCUCUUCUCGGACAUGA
Colletotrichum orchidophilum is the source of this 483-nucleotide messenger RNA. RefSeq names its product endoribonuclease L-PSP. The record is from RefSeq and is a predicted model, not a curated record. NCBI's taxonomy places the organism in Eukaryota, Fungi, Ascomycota, Sordariomycetes, Glomerellales, Glomerellaceae. The coding region runs from base 1 to 483 and encodes 160 amino acids. The transcript is spliced from 2 exons.